Annulohypoxylon truncatum is the source of this 2793-nucleotide messenger RNA. Its product is annotated as AAA ATPase. Lineage: Eukaryota; Fungi; Ascomycota; Sordariomycetes; Xylariales; Hypoxylaceae. The record is from RefSeq and is a predicted model, not a curated record. Gene Ontology annotation, biological process: mitotic spindle disassembly; autophagosome maturation; retrograde protein transport, ER to cytosol. Gene Ontology annotation, cellular component: nucleus; cytosol; VCP-NPL4-UFD1 AAA ATPase complex. The transcript has 6 exons. Gene Ontology annotation, molecular function: ATP hydrolysis activity; ATP binding; polyubiquitin modification-dependent protein binding. Bases 138 to 2600 code for a protein of 820 amino acids.
CAAGUUUCCUCUGCAAAUUUUCCCACAGAUUUCCCUUCCGCCCACCUUCAUUUUUUGUGCGGUUGUUCGCACAACUUCUACCACUCCCCACCGAUACCAACCUUUCCAUACACACUUUCAUUCUCACAACAAACAACAUGGCACCGGAACCUGAACACAAGAAAAAGGUCAACCUGGCCGACGUCUCUGGUACCGAGCACAAGGAAGUAGAGAAUGAUGUCUCUACGGCUAUUCUCAAGAAGAAGAAGAAGCCUAACCAGUUAAUGGUUACCGAUGCCAUCAACGAUGACAACUCGAUCAUCGCGCUUUCGAACAACACUAUGGAGCAGCUCCAGCUAUUCCGAGGAGACACCGUUCUCGUACGCGGAAAGAAGCGAAAGGAUACCGUCUUGAUUGUGCUAGCCGAUGAUGAUCUUGAUGAUGGCAGCGCCCGACUCAACCGAGUCGUUCGUCACAACUUGCGAGUGAAACACGGCGAUAUCGUCACCAUUCACCCGUGCCCAGACAUCAAAUAUGCCAAGCGCAUUGCGGUGCUCCCCAUUGCCGAUACCGUUGAGGGUUUGACCGGCUCCCUCUUCGAUGUAUUCCUCGCCCCGUACUUCCGAGAGGCAUACCGACCUGUCCGUCAAGGCGAUCUUUUCAUCGUCCGAGGUGGCAUGCGGCAGGUAGAAUUCAAGGUUGUCGAGGUUGAUCCUCCCGAGUACGGUAUCGUUGCACAAGAUACUGUGAUUCACUGCGAGGGUGAGCCGAUCCAGCGUGAGGAGGAGGAGAACAACCUCAACGAGGUUGGCUAUGAUGACAUUGGUGGCUGCCGCAAACAGAUGGCCCAGAUCCGAGAGAUGGUUGAACUGCCUCUACGCCAUCCUCAACUUUUCAAGUCUAUCGGUAUCAAGCCUCCUCGUGGUGUCCUGCUCUACGGUCCUCCGGGUACUGGUAAGACGCUGAUGGCGCGUGCUGUUGCGAACGAGACUGGCGCAUUUUUCUUCUUGAUCAACGGUCCCGAGAUCAUGUCCAAGAUGGCCGGUGAAUCCGAGUCCAACCUGCGCAAGGCAUUCGAAGAGGCGGAGAAGAACUCGCCCGCCAUCAUCUUCAUCGAUGAGAUCGACUCCAUCGCUCCCAAGCGAGAGAAGACAAACGGUGAGGUCGAGCGACGUGUCGUCUCUCAGCUUCUUACCCUCAUGGACGGUAUGAAAGCGCGAUCCAACGUGGUUGUCAUGGCUGCCACCAACCGUCCUAACUCUAUUGACCCUGCAUUGCGACGUUUCGGUCGUUUUGAUCGCGAAGUUGACAUCGGCAUUCCCGACCCUACCGGCCGCCUGGAGAUUCUCCAGAUCCAUACAAAGAACAUGAAGCUUGGUGACGAUGUUGAUCUUGAGCAGAUUGCCGCCGAAACUCACGGUUACGUCGGUUCGGAUAUUGCUGCUCUUUGCUCGGAGGCUGCUAUGCAGCAGAUCCGUGAGAAGAUGGAUCUCAUCGACCUUGAUGAAGACACUAUUGACGCCGAAGUUCUGGAUUCGCUGGGUGUCACUAUGGAGAACUUCAGAUUCGCGUUGGGCGUCUCCAACCCAUCUGCUCUUCGCGAAGUCGCUGUUGUCGAAGUUCCCAACGUCCGCUGGGAAGACAUUGGAGGUCUGGAGGAGGUCAAGCAAGAUCUCAAGGAGAGUGUCCAGUACCCUGUCGACCAUCCCGAGAAGUUCCUCAAGUUUGGUCUAUCUCCGUCGCGUGGUGUCCUGUUCUAUGGCCCUCCUGGUACAGGUAAAACGAUGUUGGCCAAGGCCGUUGCGAACGAAUGUGCGGCCAACUUCAUCUCUGUGAAGGGUCCAGAGUUACUCAGUAUGUGGUUUGGUGAAUCGGAGAGCAACAUCCGAGACAUUUUCGACAAGGCUCGUGCGGCUGCUCCUUGUGUCGUCUUCUUGGACGAGCUGGAUUCGAUUGCCAAGGCCCGUGGUGGAUCCGUCGGCGACGCUGGUGGAGCUUCGGACCGUGUUGUCAACCAGCUCUUGACGGAAAUGGAUGGUAUGACAUCAAAGAAGAACGUCUUCGUUAUUGGAGCUACGAACAGACCUGAGCAGUUAGAUCCGGCUCUGUGCCGUCCAGGUCGUCUUGACUCGUUGAUCUAUGUGCCCUUGCCCGAUGAGGCUGGCCGUCUCGGAAUUCUCAAGGCCCAGCUUCGCAAGACGCCAGUUUCCAGUGAUGUCGAUCUUAACUACAUUGCGUCCAAGACUCACGGAUUCUCCGGUGCCGAUCUUGGUUUCAUCACCCAACGAGCUGUCAAGAUUGCCAUUAAGGAAUCUAUUACACUCGAUAUCGAGCGCCAACGUGCUCGCGAAGCCGAGGGUGCCGGGGAUAUGGAUGUAGACGAAGAAGUUGAGGACCCGGUCCCUGAGCUGACCAAGCGUCAUUUCGAGGAGGCCAUGCAAAUGGCCCGAAGAUCCGUCAACGAUGUGGAGAUUCGUCGGUACGAAGCAUUUGCACAGCAAAUGAAGAAUGCCGGACCUGGCGCUUUCUUCCAGUUCCCGGCCGCCACAGGUAGCGCUGACGCUAGCGCUAAUGACAACAACUUCGGUCAAGCUGCCGACGACGACGGUCUCUACGACUAAGUCUCUUCCAUGGUCAACGAAUACAAGCAAAUCCGCCGUUGUACACUUAUUUUCCCCUGACGAACGCCUCGGCCUAAUUGGUAGCGCCAUCCACUAACCAGGGCUAUGGAUUUAAUGCCAACCUUCCCUUUUUGUGGUGGCCUGCAAAAGGCAUUGCAUUUAUGAUAGAUUCGAGGCAACCAGAUGCUGGUUA